AUUGUCUUAAACUGGUAGCGCGUGCCCGAUAAUUUGCAGAUAAUUUAUUUUUUUUAUAACUUUUAGUUUGACUCUGGUUCGCCAAGAAACAACAUUAAAGGGUAAACGAAGAAUCAAAAUUUUUAUAAUGGCUCCAAGUUAUAAAUUGAUCUACUUCAAUUUCACCGGAAGAGGAGAACCAAUAAGGAUGCUUCUGACUUAUGGAGGAAUUCCAUUUGAAGACAUCCGAUUUGAAGUGGAUGAAUGGCCAAAAAUAAAACCUACAACACCUCUGGGACAAGUUCCAAUUUUGGAAAUAGAUGGAAAGAGCUACACUCAAACCAUACCACUUUGCAGAUAUUUAGGAAGACUGCUUAAGAUUGACGGCAAAGAUAUGGUAGAAGAUUUGGCUAUAGAAUCUGCUGUUGAAAUGAUUUGGGAUAUGCUUAAAACUGCAUAUGAAAGCAAAUUUGAACCUCAAGAAGAAAGACAAAAGCAAUUGUUGGAUAAACUGCAUGGCCAAAUGACUGUACUAUUAGCAAAACUUGAAGAAGAUACCAAGAAAAACGGAUACAUUGCAAUAAACAGGAUUUCUUGGGCAGAUUUGAUAUUCCUUUGUGGGUACGAAGACUUGGAAAACAUUCUAGCAGGUGAAAACACGUUUGUUAAAUACCCUAAUCUACUGAAACUGAAAAAGAAGCUUCUUGAAAAUAAAAAUAUUAGGGAAUAUCUCCAAAAAAGACCUGCCAACCCUCUAAUGACUGCUUACAGCUUAAAAAAUGAUCUGUAAUAAGUUGUGAAUGAUUUAUUUCAAAAAGAUAUCUGUAUUUCUUGCAUUGUGUUGAUUUUUGUAUAGUUUUAUAUACAGUUUGGCAGACUAAUGUUACAAUAGCAUAUCAAUAUUUUUUGUUUUUCUACUCAUGGUUUUUAUAACUAUUAUUAAAUAUAUAUAAAAU
Psylliodes chrysocephalus is the source of this 935-nucleotide messenger RNA. NCBI's taxonomy places the organism in Eukaryota, Metazoa, Arthropoda, Insecta, Coleoptera, Chrysomelidae. The record is from the annotation of a GenBank genome assembly.